Diaporthe amygdali is the source of this 852-nucleotide messenger RNA. RefSeq lists its product as uncharacterized. The record is from RefSeq and is a predicted model, not a curated record. Bases 1 to 852 code for a protein of 283 amino acids. NCBI's taxonomy places the organism in Eukaryota, Fungi, Ascomycota, Sordariomycetes, Diaporthales, Diaporthaceae. The transcript has a single exon.
AUGACGCAGGCGUCCGAGGUAGACCCCGAGGACACGAUACCGAGGCCGAUGCCCAUCAUGGCACGCGACGAGCCGCACAUCUUUCGGCAGGACGCAGAUUUCGCCCUGACAAGAUCAUGGGUGAGGGUGGCAUACACGUUUCUGCCCACCAGGUUUACGUACCCCACGGACCGCUUGAUUGCAAUACAGAGCUUGGGAAGCCGGCUGGCGGAGAUCCACGGGGUCGACUACUUUGCUGGCGUCUUCGGUUCGCAGCUCACAAAGGGUCUUCUGUGGCGGCUGAGGUUUGGGUCUGUGGACUUUGAGAAGCUCCCGUUCUUUCCAUCCUGGUCCUGGGCCUCUUGUUCUACGAACUCUGGGUCAAUACCUGAUUUCGAGGAGACAUUCUCGCCUGGCAGGUCUCUAAUCCGCCAAGGUGGGAGAGGGAGGGUGUUUCCACCCAAUGGCUCGGCUGUGGACUUCAGCACGCCCGAGAAGCGUUCUCUUCGCUUGGAGGCACCAUUGCUGGAGGUCACUCCGGAGGCUGUGCGGCCAGAGUAUUCGGCACUGCUUGACUUACAUUCGACCAAGUUCAAAGACAAGUUGUUGCAAGUCGAAGUUGAAAUGAUCUUUGACGCGCCAGGUCUCGUUCCGGAGGAAUUUGGGCCUACAGAAGUUCUCUUGCUAUCUUCGCGGGAACACCAAACUGAAGUCGUGGUGGCUGGCAUCAUCGUCCGGCCUCAAGAGCAGUACUACGAACGCGUUGGAUAUGUGUUGUUGACGAUGCCACUUGAAUCGACAACAGGUUCAGCCAAGCUAGCAGAUCUGACAGCGAAGCUUGAGGAGGGUCGAAGACAUGUGGUUCUCAUAUAG